Messenger RNA from Rhipicephalus sanguineus (brown dog tick), 1000 nucleotides. RefSeq lists its product as uncharacterized. NCBI's taxonomy places the organism in Eukaryota, Metazoa, Arthropoda, Arachnida, Ixodida, Ixodidae. The record is from RefSeq and is a predicted model, not a curated record. Bases 2 to 343 code for a protein of 113 amino acids. The transcript is spliced from 2 exons.
GAUGAGAAGCCAGGCGGCGGCCACCAGCCAACACCAGCAAGCUUGGAUGAUAGGUCCGCAGGAGCGAGAACGGAGGCUGCCUGGCAUUCCAGGAACAGGAAGCAGCGGUCGAGAUCGAGGGUGGCUGUGCUUCGGGCGACAGCGGAGACGAGGCCCCGGCAUGAUGGGUCCCAGGGACAACAGCCAGGCAGCCCGGACGGGCGACCGUGCACGCGUCAUCCUCGCAACCCUCAUCGCCGCCAUUGCCACCUCACGCACUCGCUCGUGUCCACUGGCCAGCACCAGCCACGCCACAUCUUCCUGGUCGAGGCCACGCCAGCUGAAGGGCACGCGUUUACAUUGACGAGGCGGUGCAACGGCCGGUCUUGCCCUGAAGAAGCGCGGCGUGGUAGACUUGGGGAAGAUGAGGAGCUCGACGCCGCCAACCACACCGCGGACACGACGGCGAGCCCGAAGCUGAAGCUGCCACAGACAGCGUUUUGCGGGCCGCUCGCAGUGGUCACAAGUGGGUGCCUGCACCCAGUGACCGCUGCUCGAGACUGCGCGAAGAAUUCCGUCCGACCGGUUGCUGCUAGAGACGGACGCGCCUUCGACAUCGAAUAAAAAAGAAUCCAUCUAGAGGAUCACCUCCUGGCAUCGGAGCAAAGUUUUCUUCGACCUGUCCCGGCUACCAACGUGAUUGGCGGUGUUGACAACAGGCGGCGCAUCUACGGCCAGGCCGUAUAUUGUAUACUGCGAAUUUGUUAUAUAUUGAUUAUUAAUUUGUAUUGAUUCGUUAUUUAAACGUUACGUAUUAAUUCGUAUCCACUCUUAGUAAUUCGUAGUAAUUCGUUAUUUAGCGUUACGUUUUACUUGUACAACUCAUACAUUCGAGUUGUCAAAGAGCCUUAGAAUUGUGGAAUUUUUGCGUAUCAUAAUUCGUGUCAAUUUUUGAGUAUCACUGAUGCAUUCUGGUUGUCAAAGUGCUCCCGAAUCAAGGCAUUAUGUGUAUGACGACAGA